Messenger RNA from Pocillopora meandrina, 1034 nucleotides. Lineage: Eukaryota; Metazoa; Cnidaria; Anthozoa; Scleractinia; Pocilloporidae. The record is from the annotation of a GenBank genome assembly.
AUCCAAGAUGGCGGAUAGCUCUGAACCCACCGAAGAGGAACUAAUAUUUUCAAUAAAAGAAGCCCUUAAGCAUGGCAAGUCAGAAUUUGAACGAAGAAUUUCGAAUGGGCAGAAAUUGAGGGAUCUAGAUAUCACAUUCAACCGGCUAAACAAGGUUGCUGAAUUAGCUGUGAAAGGAAACUUUGGAGCAAUUCGAGAGCGACCUAAAUAUAAACUUGGCGAACUGUGUCCAAUGCUACAGCGUUGCAUGAUUCGGGCGAAAUGUGCCAUUGAUCGCCGGCUAUCACCAAGGAUGAGUAAAGUGCACCCGUGGAUGGUCAUUUUUGAUCUCCCUAUGGCACAGGAGGUUUUUAACAUUUUACAUAAGGACGUUCUUGGUCUAACAAGGUAUGGUUUAGAGGUAGAAGAGAAGCCAGGUUCUGUAACAAUUACUUUUUUCAGUCUGAGAAGACUAUGUCAUUUGUUUGACAAAUUUAUGGACUGUGGUGGAUUUAUCAAGCAGCUUGGCGAAGGAAAGGGACAAGUCAAGCUCAUUGUCAGCCAAGAAAAAAAAGGAGUGAUGAUCUACAAUGCAAAAGCAGAGUGUUUGCAAGCAAAAUUUUACUAUGGCUAUUGGAAUUCGUUUGGUAUCAGCCAACACUAAAUACAGAAAUCACCAGUUUAUUUUGGAAACCGACAUUGCUUAACUGUUGUGUUAAAUGGUGUGAGCUACACAAAGAAAAGACACCAGUAAAACAAGGAAAUAGUAAAACACUAUCAAAUAGUAGUAUUCAUUCUGGAUGUUAUAAUGCCUCCACAUGAUCAUAUAAGCUUAAAUAAGGCAAACCACUACUAUAAGCGCUGAAACUUAUAAACUUAUUAUGGUUACAAGAAGUAUGUAGACAGAGAAAACUUCUCAUAUAUUAUGACAUAAAGUUACAGUUGAUAAUUUUAAAAGCAAGCAGAGGUAUAACUUUAGCCAAGAGCAGACUUAAAAGGCCUCUCAAAAUGCACAAUCAGGAUUAACUCAUGACAAUUUCAUACUUUAGGCCCUC